Suillus discolor is the source of this 725-nucleotide messenger RNA. RefSeq lists its product as uncharacterized. The transcript is spliced from 3 exons. Lineage: Eukaryota; Fungi; Basidiomycota; Agaricomycetes; Boletales; Suillaceae. The record is from RefSeq and is a predicted model, not a curated record. Bases 123 to 725 code for a protein of 200 amino acids.
GCGAGGUUCAUCGGGACGAUUGACUGAGCUUCAACUAUGGGUACAUAUAUCCUGCCGUUUCUUGAUCUGCUUGGACCUUAACCCUCUCUCAUAUUCGGCUGUCGUGACGGGCUUGAAUAUUGAUGUCUUGGUUGAAGGCUAAAGACUGGGCAUCGGGCGUGGAAUACUCCAGCCUGUUUCACUCAGGACUGCGAGCUAUCUCCCUCCGUUCCCUCAUAGGCACACGCACCCGAGCUCAGUCUACAGCCCCGAUUUCUUCACCGGAAAAGACAAAGCGGAGAUAUUCUCUCUCUUUAAAAGGUGUGCGUCCACGACCUUCGUCUAUGUUCGUAUGCUCCACCAAUGAGCUAUGUGAACCCUGGGGAAAGGGAGGGAGCUUCUUUGAUAACAUCCAUGAAGAGUCUUUUCUCUCUUUGUCAAAUGAUCUAGAUACCUUCUAUAGACCACUCCGUCGCGAGCUUCCGCUCUCUACCCAAACUAUGCCUAUGCCUUCUUGUAGAUUUUCUGGGCACUACCGGCGCGAGCGCAGGGAACGUAUCGACCCUGCGUGGAUGCUGGAAGAAUCAAGUCCAGAAUUGGAGGCCCAGGACGAUGGAGAGAAUGCUGAUGUUACAGAAGUAAAUCUUGACGGUGUGCCGGAUUGGCGCCAGUUCCACGUUGAUUGGCUCCAGAACGAGCCUGCUGUGCAAUUGACUACCGGGAUUAAUCGUUGCCGCUUUAUGUGA